Cyprinodon variegatus (sheepshead minnow) is the source of this 1197-nucleotide messenger RNA. RefSeq lists its product as uncharacterized. The coding region runs from base 174 to 830 and encodes 218 amino acids. The transcript is spliced from 3 exons. The record is from RefSeq and is a predicted model, not a curated record. Lineage: Eukaryota; Metazoa; Chordata; Actinopteri; Cyprinodontiformes; Cyprinodontidae.
CCCUCCACAGAGUUUGGCGCUGACUCUGCUGUACCCGAGCCAAUGGAAAGCCCUUCAGACUGGAUGUUAGAGGCUGCAGUCGACUCAUUUUUUCCAACAGCUUCAGGCUCCAGAGGAGCAACACACACACAGACACACACGUCGGCUGUUGUUUCCCUAAAGGCAGUUUGGAGAUGCUCUGGAGGAUGGUUAGCAGGACCUGGCUCUGCUUCCUCCUGCUGGGUAUCUGCUCCCAAACAGAGAAUGUCAGAUCGGACGUUCCACUUGAACAAGAAUCAGGGGAAUCUGUGUUUGAGGACUGGGAAGAAGGAUCUGGAUCUUCUCUGCUGCAUCUCUUCAACAACUUCCCUGCUGACAGCUCCUUCAUUAAAGAAAGCCCAGUCAAUUGCACCCAGCGGUUCUGGUUACCACCAUCGUCUCCAGUGUGCUGGGAAAACAUAGCAGAUCCUGAGGAGUUUGCAAAGUCCCGUCUGCUUGUCCUGCAGAACAGGGCAGCGCUGCAGGCUGUGUCUGACCAGAGCGGGGUGGAGGAAACGAGGAUAUCCUACAACCAGCAAGCCAGAGAGGAGGUCCAGGGCAUCCUGUCAGACCAUCAGAAGGUGACGGAGACGGUGCAAACCAUGGAGACUGUGUUUUUCUCUCUGCAGGAGAAAAGAAGAGAGGGGAAGGAGCAGAGUUUUCUUUCUAGCAUAAAGGACCGUCUGGCCAACACGAAGGACGCCAUACAUGGAAAAGAGGUCAUGGCAAACAACCUGGAGAGCCAGUUUUCUACUUUAGAGAAAACUCUACUCAAUAUACACCACCGACUCAGCAAACUUAUAGGAAAAUGACAACAAUGGAAACCUCCUCUGAACGCCUCGGGUAUAAGAAGUUGCAUGCACAACUAGUUUUGAUGUCUACAAAAGAAGAACAGUGAAUAAAAGGGGUGAUAACAUGGACACAUGUGGCUGUUACUGGUUAUGAUUACAAAUGAUCCAUAUGGCAUUUUACAGGCACAUAAAACAGCUUGUUAAACUCUGAAGUCCUUGUGAAGUUUGCGGCAGACUUUGACUUUUCAAGCAUCAGGACAGUUUUCCUCUGUCUACAGACAAAUUCCAGGACAGCAUUUUUAAUUCAAACACUAAACAGAAUAAGGCAUUCAGAUCUGGAAACAUUUAAAACAUUUCCAAUCUAUUCAAUUACAGACUGUGUUGAGAU